AUGGAUCUGAUGAACCGAGUGUUUCAGCCCUACCUAGAUUGGUUUGUAGUGGUGUUCAUUGAUGACAUAUUGGUUUAUUCAAGGACUGAGGAUGACCAUGACGAGCACCUUAGGAUUGUUCUUCAGAUUUUAAGGGAAAAGCAGCUCUAUGCUAAGUUUAGCAAGUGUUAUUAUCGAUGGUUUAUGGAAGGAUUUUCACUGAUCGCAGUACCCUUGACUAAGCUGUUACGUAAAGGUGAUGGUAAGGUGGUUGCCUAUGUGUCUCGUCAGCUUAAGGCACAUGAGGUGAACUAUCCAAUGCACGAUUUAGAGUUGGCUGCCGUUGAGAAUAAUUGCACUACUGAUUUGGGGAUAAACAGUAAUGGGGUACUUUGUUUCCGCGGUCUGAUUUAUGUACUGAAUGAUGAGGAUUUAAGGCAAUCGAUUCUGAGAGAGGUGCAUGGUAGUCCCUAUACUAUGCAUCCCGGGGGGAAUAAGAUAUACCGAGAUAUUCGGGAAUUGUACUGGUGGCCAGGGUUGAAGCAUGAGGUUACCAACUUCGUUGCUCACUGUUUGACUUGUCAGUAG
Molecule: messenger RNA, 567 nt
Organism: Gossypium raimondii (Peruvian cotton)
Lineage: Eukaryota; Viridiplantae; Streptophyta; Magnoliopsida; Malvales; Malvaceae
Exons: 4
Coding region: 1-567 (188 amino acids)
Source: RefSeq, a predicted model, not a curated record